AUCUCAACUAUGGCUCUCCGCGGCGUCCGCGUUCUCGAGUUCCAGGGCAUCGGCCCGGCCCCCUUCGCGACGAUGGUGCUUGCCGACUACGGAGCCAAAGUCGUGCGGAUCGACCGCAAGCCCGGUCCCAGCGGUGACGUGACCUCGCGCGGCAAGAGCUCUGUAGUGGUGGAUGUUAAGAACCCCGCCGGAAAAGCCGCGAUCCGCAGCAUGAUCAAGCAAGCCGACGUGCUGAUCGACCCUUACCGCCCGGGCGUGAUGGAGAAGCUGGGCUUCGGGCCAGCCGAGUGUGCGCAGCUGAACCCGCGCCUGAUCUUUGCGCGCAUGGUCGGCUUUUCGCCCACGUCGCCGUACGGCAAAAUGGCGGGGCACGACAUCAACUACGUGGCCGUGUCCGGCGUGCUCGACAUGAUCCGCAGCAAGACCGGGGAGCCCACGCCCCCCAUGAACAUCCUCGGCGACUUCGCCGGCGGCGGCAUCAUGCUCGUGCAGGGCAUUCUGCUCGCGCUGCUCGAGCGCGCAUCCUCUGGAAAGGGCCAGGUCGUCAAGACCGACAUGGUGAACGGCGCGCGCUACAUCUCCUCGUUCCCCCUCCUCUUUGCCCACCCCUCCAACACCAACAGUACCCUCGGGUGGCACCAGCCACCCGGGCAGAACACGCUCGACGGCGGAUGCCCGUACUACAACGUAUACAAGUGCCGCGACGGCGGAUACAUGACUGUGGGAUGCCUUGAACCGCAGUUCUUCGCCGAGUUCUCCCGCCUCAUCCGCCCCUUCUUGCAGGGCGACGACGAGAUCGCCGCCCUCGACCCCCGCAACCAGACCAACCAGGCGCUCUGGGGCAAGAUGCGCCUCGCGCUCACACGCGUCUUCCUGACUAACGACCGCGACGAGUGGGCCCGCGUCUUCCACGGCACUGAUGCGUGCUCCCUUCCCGUCCUCACCAAGCUCGAGGUCACGCAGAACGAGCUCGGCGGUGCAAAGUAUGCCCAGCCUGUGCCCGAGGGCAGCAUGCUCCCGCCCGCGCCACACCCGAUCCUCGAGCGCACACCCGCCAACCCGCCCCCAGCGUACACC
Messenger RNA from Cutaneotrichosporon oleaginosum, 1077 nucleotides. RefSeq lists its product as uncharacterized. Gene Ontology annotation, molecular function: catalytic activity. The record is from RefSeq and is a predicted model, not a curated record. NCBI's taxonomy places the organism in Eukaryota, Fungi, Basidiomycota, Tremellomycetes, Trichosporonales, Trichosporonaceae.